This is a messenger RNA of Hypanus sabinus (Atlantic stingray), 2965 nucleotides long. Its product is annotated as CDP-diacylglycerol--glycerol-3-phosphate 3-phosphatidyltransferase. Bases 1846 to 2442 code for a protein of 198 amino acids. The record is from RefSeq and is a predicted model, not a curated record. Gene Ontology annotation, cellular component: membrane. Gene Ontology annotation, molecular function: phosphotransferase activity, for other substituted phosphate groups. Lineage: Eukaryota; Metazoa; Chordata; Chondrichthyes; Myliobatiformes; Dasyatidae. The transcript is spliced from 2 exons. Gene Ontology annotation, biological process: phospholipid biosynthetic process.
AAACAGAAAUAUUGGUAAAACUAAUUAGAAGAGUAGCAUAUUGUCAUAAAGGUGAAACUUCUUAACAGACAAAUGAGAUUUGGUCAAUAAUUGUAUGUUUUACUAAUUAUAACCACCUCUUGAGAAUAUUUUUAGUGCUACAAAUUUUGCUAUCUAAAGGCAAUAAUGUAAAUUGUAACCUAUUGCACAAUGUUUAUUUUAAAAUACAACUUCUAAUCAGGGCCAAUAGUAUUUUCAGAAGUUCAAUUGUUAAUGUAAUAAGUGGUGAACUCCGGAUGCAUAUUUGAUAUGUUUCCAAAUGAGGUAAUUUUGAUUAGUUAAAUUGAAUAAGGUGCAAUAAUUUCGAUUUCAUAAAGUGAUGAUUAUUUGUAGGGUACAUGGUCUUAAAAUAUUUUUGUCCCAAGUACUUCAUUGAUAAAGUAAGGUGGCAAAUCUAAGCAUGAAGAUAUAUCACUAUUCCUCUCCAGUUCAAUCAACUUCUUUGAAGGGGUUACAGGAAGACAAGUAGAGUUAAAGAAUUGAUAGCAGAAUCACCUUUAGAUUAUGAGAACUAAGAUAGGAAUGAAAUGUUUUCAGUGCAAUGCCUCAAAUGGAUUCUGUCAGUAACCUGGUGCCAACAAGGUGGUGUGUUCCUCAUGAUAAGAGCUCAUUGACUCUCAUAAACUGCUUUGUUCUCAAAGAGGUAAACAUUCAAAAGUAUUCUGUAUUUGGCAGACAAUUGUGUACCAUUUUUUCAGUAACUUAAGUCAAUGAAUGGAAGCAUUUUUGAGAAAUGAUUAAUCCAGACAUUUUCACACUGAAGGAGAGCGGGUUGUGGUGUUGAGGGCCUGAAACUAACGAUAGUUAGUAAUAUUUAUACUGAAAAUACACAGGAUUAAUAUUUAAUGAAAAUUACUGAAAUCAUUGUUCCUAAGUGGUGUCAAUGUGGCACCAUAAUGCUAUUUCCAUAAGGUAUUUGCUAACAUGUCAGAGAACAAGAGGUUAAGGUUAGUCUUUCUUACUUGUAGAACAAACUUACACUGUAAAUGCAUGGCAUAGAUUUGCUAUAAUUUUUUUCUUCUAGCUAUUGUACUGCAUUAUUCAUGGCCUCAUUUGAUCCAUCCAAGUUGGCUUCAUUAAAGGGCAUGUGGUUUUCUGAUAUUACAAAAAAGCUUAUAAAGUACACAGUACUUACAACUGCACAUAACACAAGCUGCUUUUCAAAUAAUAUAAAGCAAUAUAAAUAAUAAUUGUUUCAGACAUUAUGUUGAAGCUAGAUUUUAAUAUUGGUCAUAAUUUGGGUAGAUGGAGCUCGUCAGCCUGGGAAGGCAGUCCAUCUAAGAGCGGGAAAACUCUGAUUUCAAAUCUCCGCUGUCUUGAAGCCAUACCCACUCAUGGGAAAGGCUUCGGGAGUAAACCCUGAGGACAAAUCCAGAGCUGGAGUCCCUAAGACAGUCCAACGUUGCCUUUAACCUCGUUGUGGCAACUCCUGCAACAUCACUGGUGCCAAGCUGUAUCGGUCCUUGCCCUUCCCUUGGACAACAUCAGUGGCAUGGAGAGGGAAGACUCGUUGCAUGGGCAACUGCUGGUCUUCCGUAUAAUCUUGCCCAGGCCUGCGCCCUUUCCAGGCACAGAUCCAUGGUCUUGCAAGACUAACGGAUACCACACAAUGACAAAUGCAGGCUUUGUCAUUUAGUGAGAAUUACUAAAAUAGAAUUGCCCCCAAAAAAUUUAGUAGGCAUGUACAUGUAACUGAGCUAAGUCAGCCAAUGAUUGAAGAGGAAUACAUGCAGUCUGCUAAUAAAUGAUCAAAAUCAUUACUGCAAGGAAUGGAGUGGAAGAGGAAGUCAACCUGUAUAGAUUUUCAUGGACUACUUUUUUUCACCCACUUUGUUCGCUGUACUUUCAUUUAAGCAAUUGCAGGUGUGGCCGACAGCUAGGGAGCUGCAUUGCAUCUGCUAUUGCACAGACAAGGCCAUUGAGGUCGCCUGUUCCAUCACCAAUGAAGGACAUGAUGGAGCUGGAUGUAUGACACUGGAUUCCAUACUGGGUUGGGGACGAGCAUGUCCUGUUGGUGCUGCCCUCCAGUGUCACUUCUGGGAAAUGAGCUGGAUUGUUUUUGUGUGCAGUUCCAGUCUGCUAAUUAAAUUUGCGGACGAUAGUACGUUGAUUGGCAUUAUCUCAAAUAAUAACGAGGUAGCCUACAGAGAAGAAACCAUCACCCUGGCACAGCGGUAUCAAGAAAACAACCUCUCCCUCAAUGUCAUGAAAACAAAACAGCUGGUUGUGGACUACAGGAGGAAUGGAGACAGGCUCAUGCCUAUUACCAUCAAUGAAUCUGGGGUUGAGAGGGUGAACAGCUUUAGGUUCCUUGGUAUACACGUCACCGAGGACCACACUUGGUCUGUACAUACCGGCUGUGUGGAGAAAAAAGCACAACAGCACCUCUUUCAUCUCAAAUGAUUGAAGAAAUUCGGCAUGAGUCCCCAAAUCCUGAGGACUUUUUACAGGGGUACAAUUGAGAGCAUCCUGACUGGUAUGGGAACUAUAUUUCUCUCAGUUGUAGGACUCUGCAGAGAGUGGUGCGGAUAGCCCUAAAUGUGAAAUUCCCACUAUUCAGGACAUCUGUAACGAUAGGUGCGUAAAAAUGGCCUGAAGGAUGACUGAGGACCUGAGUCACCUCAACCAUAAACUGUUCCAGCUGCUACCAUCUGGGAAAUUGUACCGCAGCUUUAAAGCCAAGAGCAACAGGCUCCGCAACAACUUCUUCCACCAGGCCAUCAGACUGAUUAGUUCAUGCUGAGACAAAUGUAUUUCUAAGCUAUAUUGGCUGUUCUGUUGUAUAUCUUACCAUAAUAAUAUUUUACUUAUUUCAAAUUACUAUAACUUGCACAUUGCACAUUCUGAUGGAGACACAAUGUAAUGAUGUUUACUCCUCAUGUACUCCUCAUGUAUGUGAAGUACGUAAGAAAUAAAGUUAAUUCAA